AAGAGAAGCCUAGUUUUGGUUUUGCUAUAUAAGGGAAAGUGGACUUUCCUUUCUGGAACUUCAGAUUCCAACUUAUCUUUCUUUCUGGUUUUCUCUCUCCUCCAAUUGGUGGCCUUUCGUGUGUAUCACCCUCUCCUUCUCUCUCUCUCCCCAAGCAGGGCGUGUAGCGAAGCCAGAAUGGCGAGGGAGAAGAUCAAGAUCAGGAAAAUCGACAACAUCACAGCGAGGCAAGUGACUUUCUCCAAGAGGAGGCGAGGGAUCUUCAAGAAAGCCGAAGAACUCGCCGUUCUUUGUGACGCUAAUGUUGCGCUCAUCAUCUUCUCCGCCACGGGGAAGCUCUUCGAAUACGCGAGCUCAAGCAUGAAGGAUAUACUUGGAAAGUACUCACUGCAUUCAAAUAAGAUUGAGAGCAAGGACCAACCUACUCUUGAACUGCAGCUAGAGAAUAACAAUCUUGUGAGAUUGAACAAGGAAGUCUCAGAAAAGACCAAUCAGCUGAGGCAGAUGAGGGGCGAGGACCUUCAAGGUUUAAAUUUGGAAGAAUUACAGCGCUUAGAGCAAGCACUUGAAGCUGGACUAAGCCGUGUCCUUCACACGAAGGGCGAACGAAUCAUGAACGAAAUUUCCACCCUUAAAAGGAAGGGUGAUCAGUUGAUGGAAGAGAACCAGCAACUGAAACAGAAAAUAAUCAUUCUUUCCAAAGAAAAGAGGCCAGUUGCCAAUGUUGCCAUUGAAUGGGAAAACAAUUCGAUCCCUGAAGAAGGCCAGUCCUCGGAAUCUGUCACUAACGUCUGUAGCUGCAGUAGUGCACCGCCUCCAGAAGACUAUUGCUCUGAUACAUUUUUGAAGCUCGGGCUGCCUUAUAACUAGCUGUAAUUGGAAGGAGAUGGAAGGUAUCCAUAGUGUAAGAGGAUAUGCCCCCAGGAUUGAGGUGUGGUAGUGUUCACUCUUUUUGGAGUUGUAACAGUAAAUCACAGUGCAAGUGAUGAUUUGCAUUGUAUGUACUGCUUCGUCACAUUAUUAAGGGAUAUAUAUAAAUAUAUAUAUAUAGCUGUUAUUAGUUACUUCCCAUUUGGUUGUGAAUGCAAUGCAUACAAAAUUGUAUUACUUUCACUCAACUUGGGAUUGGCCACUUGAUUGAUAUUUUGAAGCUUUUUGAAGUGUAAUAUUAAGUUUCUUUAGUUU
Diospyros lotus (date-plum) is the source of this 1185-nucleotide messenger RNA. Its product is annotated as MADS-box protein JOINTLESS-like. Gene Ontology annotation, molecular function: protein dimerization activity; DNA-binding transcription factor activity, RNA polymerase II-specific; RNA polymerase II cis-regulatory region sequence-specific DNA binding. Gene Ontology annotation, cellular component: nucleus. The transcript is spliced from 9 exons. Lineage: Eukaryota; Viridiplantae; Streptophyta; Magnoliopsida; Ericales; Ebenaceae. Gene Ontology annotation, biological process: positive regulation of transcription by RNA polymerase II. The record is from RefSeq and is a predicted model, not a curated record. The coding region runs from base 178 to 870 and encodes 230 amino acids.